AUGUUCACCGAAACUUUCAAUGCGACUACCUUUUUCAUCACUCAUUUCUGUGAACAAGUUUGGUAUUUUCUUAGUUGGAUGCUCGAAACCAUUGUGUUCAUCUUCCAGUCCAUUGCCUGGUGCAUUUGCGAAAUCACCUACGGAAUCUUUGAAUGGGUGAUCCCUUGCACCGUGGCUAUCGUACUCUUCUUUGUCGGUAUUGGGUUGAUCUUUGGUGUUUUGUUCGGUUUUGUGGAACUUUUAGGAUUUGCUGCGAAAAAAUAUGCGAGCUCGGUACGCGAUGCACGAGAUCGGGAGAAUUUUCAAGAGGCCAAGAUAGAUUUCUAUGCUUGA
This is a messenger RNA of Penicillium subrubescens, 333 nucleotides long. RefSeq lists its product as uncharacterized. The transcript has a single exon. NCBI's taxonomy places the organism in Eukaryota, Fungi, Ascomycota, Eurotiomycetes, Eurotiales, Aspergillaceae. The coding region runs from base 1 to 333 and encodes 110 amino acids. The record is from RefSeq and is a predicted model, not a curated record.